This is a messenger RNA of Paecilomyces variotii, 1454 nucleotides long. RefSeq lists its product as hypothetical. The record is from RefSeq and is a predicted model, not a curated record. The transcript is spliced from 4 exons. The coding region runs from base 146 to 1336 and encodes 396 amino acids. NCBI's taxonomy places the organism in Eukaryota, Fungi, Ascomycota, Eurotiomycetes, Eurotiales, Thermoascaceae. Gene Ontology annotation, molecular function: zinc ion binding; 5-methyltetrahydropteroyltriglutamate-homocysteine S-methyltransferase activity.
CCUUAUGGACCGUCCAUAAAACCAGCGACAUCAAGAAGAGAAAAUUCAAUUCGGCUUCGGCGGGGAAACCCCCUCAAUAUACGUACACUAGUAGAGGACUAUACUCUCUUUCAACUCCCCAACAUUCAACACUACAAUCGAUAUCAUGACAGAAAGAUUACAUAGAAGUCCGCCAUUCCGAGCAGAGCAUAUGGGCUCGCUGCUGCGUCCGGAAAGCCUGCACCCUGAUAAUAAGAGCAAAUUAGAUCCGGCGCAGCUGACGGCUGUGGAGGACCGGGCGAUCGAUGAUAUCGUCAAGUUGCAGCUGGACUGUGGGCUUCGAGGUAUAGGAGAUGGAGAGUUUCGGCGAAAUGUCUUCUGGGGCACAUUGUUCCAGAACUUCGAAGGCAUGCAGGACGUGACUGAUCCGGAUCCAGCUAUGUUUCGCUCAUUCGUGGCUGGAUUUGUCAAAGGCGGCAAGCUCAGGCCUGGCACUCUCCUAGUGUGUCAGGAUAAGCUUCGUCAUUCUGGAAAAAGCGACUAUGUCAAGGAAUUGCGGUACCUCCAGCAAGUUGUUCCUCGGGACCUGUGGGGAGGUAUUAAAAUUACCCUGCCGUCACCUAAUUGGUAUCAUCUGCAGUUCCGCGAAGGCUAUGCAUACCCCAAGGACGUGUAUCGUGAUGAUCAGGAGUAUUUCCGUGAUCUGGCCGCUGCGUAUAGGACGGAGUUGGAUCUGCUGUAUGAAGCUGGGUUGCGGAACGUACAGUUCGAUGAUCCUAAUCUUACGUUCUUCUGCGCCGAGGAUACACUGCAAGAUUGGGAAACCGAUAAAGCCAACACCCGUACCCCGAACGAGCUAUUCCACAGCUACAUCAAGUUAUAUAACGACGUCCUUUCCCCCCGUCCUGGCGACCUUCACGUCGGGAUUCAUCUCUGUCGCGGCAACUUCCGUCACUCAUCGCGCAAAGGUGGAUACGAACGGAUCGCCCAGACGCUCUUUCAAGAACUGGACGUAGAUACAUACUAUCUCGAAUACGACGACCAGACUCGUACAGGUGGAUUCUCACCUUUGAAAUAUCUUCCUCGAACCAAGAAUGUCAUCCUAGGAGUAGUAACGAGCAAAUACCCAGAGCUGGAAGAUAAAUGCGAAUUGAAGCGUCGUGUGUUUGAGGCAGCUGAGAGUAUUGCUGAAGGUAAUGGAACGAGCACGGAAGAGGCGUUGAAACAGAUUGGGAUUAGUCCGCAGUGUGGAUUCUCGAGCACUGUUGAGGUCAGAAAUAUGGGAUAUGAAGAUAUGGUUCGCAAGAUGCGUCUCAUUCGCGAGGUGGCAGAUGAUAUUUGGUCGGGGGAGCCGUGAGGCGGAGAAUUCAUGCUACAAUGUCGACUUUCUAAUGUAUCAUUCUGCGUUCGCAAGUUGGAUUUCCUUUUGGAAAGUCAUGAGACCCACAAACGUCAUGAGUGUUGUUAAAUGGAUG